Messenger RNA from Colletotrichum truncatum, 360 nucleotides. RefSeq lists its product as uncharacterized. Lineage: Eukaryota; Fungi; Ascomycota; Sordariomycetes; Glomerellales; Glomerellaceae. The record is from RefSeq and is a predicted model, not a curated record.
AUGUAUUUUCCCAAAGUCCCAGGUUUUCUCACCUUUCUUAUCGCUACGGGGGUAUUCGCCGGUCUUCACGAAUUUGCCAUCUGUGUACAGAACAGGCAGGAGCAGCCAAUCGGUGGCACGCCUUUUAGUGUUAGCUACUCGUGGGCCAAGUCAUACAGCAUUGAUCAAAGCGCUACAAAGUGCGCCUGUGAUUACUACAAACACCGUAAUACUGGCAAUCAGCAAUGGGAUAAGUGCCCUGACUGCGUGUUUGAUCCAAACCAACUCGUGUGUCACUCGGCUGGGAAACAUAUUGGUGGAGAUGAGAUGACCUACUAUUGCUCCAAGAAGUGCAAUUCUGAAGGUGCUGAAGGGAGCUAA